Molecule: messenger RNA, 353 nt
Organism: Zea mays
Lineage: Eukaryota; Viridiplantae; Streptophyta; Magnoliopsida; Poales; Poaceae
Exons: 3
Coding region: 1-327 (108 amino acids)
Source: RefSeq, a predicted model, not a curated record
AUGAGCACAUGGGUGGGCGUCAUUGCGGUGGCGACGAGCACAAGCCACAUGCAAAUCGUGGUCGGACGCCAAUCGACCCUCGCCGUCACGCUCCUCCACAAUCAUGAUUCAUACAUCACCUACCAAAAUACAAAAUCCAGCAUCUCCAAUUUGCUCAACAAAUUAACCUUGAAGUGCUUCUCUCUGAUACACCUCUUGUCUACUGACAUCCAGAGCUGCAGCACAGACACAAUUGGUGCUAUGCCUCCACUUGCUUCAAUUGUUAGUACAAGUUCCAGAAUGAUUAAUCUGAACAGAUUUUCAUCAGCACGUAGUCAUUUACUCUAGGCCCUAAUAGUAACCUCCUAGAAUUC